This is a messenger RNA of Tupaia belangeri chinensis (Chinese tree shrew), 4485 nucleotides long. RefSeq names its product mannosidase alpha class 1A member 1 (gene MAN1A1). Gene Ontology annotation, biological process: mannose trimming involved in glycoprotein ERAD pathway; carbohydrate metabolic process. NCBI's taxonomy places the organism in Eukaryota, Metazoa, Chordata, Mammalia, Scandentia, Tupaiidae. The record is from RefSeq and is a predicted model, not a curated record. Gene Ontology annotation, cellular component: extracellular exosome; Golgi membrane; endoplasmic reticulum. Gene Ontology annotation, molecular function: mannosyl-oligosaccharide 1,2-alpha-mannosidase activity; calcium ion binding.
CUCCUAGGAUGUGAAACGAUGCUAGUCAGACAGACCGGAGAACUCGAACGCUCUCGGGAUCGCGGCUCUGCUAACAGACGGACAGGGUCUAAGAGCCACCGGGCACUGCCGGAAUCCCUGCUUCAGGGGCUGCAGCCAACGGUCUGUCCUGCGUGCUUGUUUGCCAGCGGAGCCGCCCCGGGGAGGAGACCCGGAGGGGAGGUGUUUCCCCAGGGCAGACCUGCCGCCCAGCCGAGGGUUCGGGGCGGCCUGGAUGCGCCGGACCUAGCCCCGCAGCCGCUGACGCCCGGCGGCGGCGAAGGGUCGGGCCCCGCCGCCUUCCGCCUGACGGAGAAGUUCGUGCUGCUGCUGGUGUUCAGCGCCUUCAUCACGCUGUGCUUCGGAGCGAUCUUCUUCCUGCCAGACUCCUCCAAGCUGCUCAGCGGGGUCCUGUUCCACUCCAACCCCGCCUUGCAGCCGGCCGCCGACCACAAGCUCGGGUCCGGGGCGCGCGCCGAGGACGCGGCGGAGGGGCGAGCCCGGCGCCGCGAGGAGGGUGCGCCUGGGGACCUGGCGGCCGCCCUGGAGGACAACUUGGCCAGGAUCCGCGAAAACCACGAGCGGGCUCUCAGGGAAGCCAAGGAGACCUUGCAGAAGCUGCCCGAGGAGAUCCAAAGAGACAUCCUGCUGGAGAAGGAGAAGGUGGCCCAGGACCAACUGCGUGACAAGGCGCCAUUCAGGGGGCUGCCCCGGGUGGAGUUCGUGCCCCCAAUCGGGGUGGAGAACAGGGAGCCGGCGGACCCUGCCAUCUGCGAGAAGAGGGCAAAGAUCAAAGAGAUGAUGAAACAUGCUUGGAAUAAUUAUAAACAUUAUGCCUGGGGACUAAAUGAACUGAAACCUAUAUCAAAAGAAGGCCAUUCAAGCAGUUUGUUUGGUAACAUCAAAGGAGCAACUAUAGUAGAUGCCCUGGAUACACUUUUUAUUAUGGAAAUGAAAAAUGAAUUUCAAGAAGCAAAAGCAUGGAUUGAAAAAAACUUAGAUUUUAAUGUGAAUGCUGAAAUUUCUGUUUUUGAAGUAAAUAUACGCUUUGUUGGUGGACUACUGUCAGCCUACUAUCUGUCUGGAGAAGAGAUUUUUCUAAAGAAAGCAGUGGAACUUGGGAUAAAAUUGCUGCCUGCAUUUCAUACUCCAUCUGGAAUACCUUGGGCAUUGCUGAAUAUGAAAAGCGGUAUUGGAAGGAACUGGCCCUGGGCCUCGGGAGGCAGCAGUAUUCUGGCAGAAUUUGGAACCCUGCAUUUGGAGUUCAUGCACUUGAGCCACUUAUCAGGAAACCCCAUCUUUGCUGAAAAGGUAAUGAAUAUUCGAAAAGUACUGAACAAACUGGAAAAACCAGAAGGCCUUUACCCUAACUAUCUGAAUCCCAGUAGUGGACAGUGGGGUCAACAUCAUGUAUCAGUUGGAGGUCUUGGAGAUAGCUUUUAUGAAUAUUUGCUAAAGGCAUGGUUAAUGUCUGACAAGACGGAUUUAGAAGCUAAGAAGAUGUAUUUUGAUGCUGUUCAGGCCAUUGAAACUCACUUGAUCCGCAAGUCCAGUGGAGGACUAACUUACAUUGCAGAGUGGAAAGGAGGCCUCCUGGAACACAAGAUGGGCCACCUGACCUGCUUUGCCGGAGGCAUGUUUGCGCUUGGAGCAGAUGGAGCUCCCAAAGGCCUGGCCCAACACUACCUUGAACUGGGGGCUGAAAUUGCCCGUACCUGUCAUGAAUCCUACAAUCGCACAUUCAUGAAACUAGGACCAGAAGCUUUCAGAUUUGAUGGCGGCGUUGAAGCCAUUGCAACCAGGCAAAACGAAAAAUACUACAUCUUACGGCCAGAAGUUGUUGAGACGUACAUGUACAUGUGGCGACUGACUCACGAUCCAAAGUACAGGAAAUGGGCCUGGGAAGCCGUAGAGGCCCUGGAAAAUCACUGCAAAGUGAACGGGGGCUAUUCAGGCCUAAGGGAUGUUUACCUCCUUCGUGAGAGUUACGAUGAUGUGCAGCAGAGUUUCUUCCUGGCAGAGACACUGAAAUAUUUGUACUUAAUAUUUUCUGAUGAUGAUCUUCUUCCACUGGAACAUUGGAUCUUCAACACGGAGGCACAUCUUCUCCCUAUAAUCCGUACGGAUAAAAAGGAAGCUGAACUCAAAGAGAAAUAAAAAGACACUUUUAUAUUUUACCCUGCUCCAUUCCCUUCACACAUACUUUAAUAAUUCCUUUUCUGGUAAUCAGGCACAUGAUGAACUUUUGUUAAUAGGUCUGUGAUUAUUCUAAGUUCCAAAAUUGUUUUGCAGUCUUUUUGUUUAUUGUCAUAGGCAUAGAUGGACCAAAACUCUUUUCGUAUCCUCUAUUAUUCAGUAAGGUUGGAUUCAUAUGAACCUGGAGUCACAGGAUUUGUUUGUUUAUUUUAAGUAAUCUAUUAUUUCUGGAGUCCAUGAAGGUAUAAUAUCGUUUUAUUAAACUGAAUAGAAUGGUAUACCAAUGACCUCUGAAUUACAAUUUGAUUUGACUGCAAAACUUUUUCCUCCUCUAUGAGGAGAUGAUGUCUGCUUUAAGCUGUAAUGUUUUGCCAUGUUGCAAAAAGCCAUAAUAAUAAAUUAAGUAUAAAAAAAGCUUUUUCAUUUUCAAUUUCAUGUUGAUCUGGUUUGUCUAUCCACCAGGGACAGAUCUUAUAACUGUGACAGCCUCCUUAUGCGGGUCUAUCAUUAUUUGAUAGGAUGUCUUCUAAAAUGCUUCACUCUCAUUGUAAUUCAAAUUAGAAAGUCAUCCUAAAAGGAUCAUCUCAUGUGGACCUCAUUUCCUUAGAACCACAGUAUAUUUCUGUUGAUUAAUUGUAUGCGUGUUUCCUAAUUUGUGAAUUUGUUCUCUAAUUUUACUUUAAACACCAUGCCAUUUCUAGAUCAUAGACUGGCUAAUUGCUUCCAUUCUCUACUACACAGUGUGAGGCGAGCCCUCAAGUUUUGCGGAGUUCUGCUGUCACUGAAUUACAUUUCUUAAAGGGAAAAUAGUGAAACUUUCAGUUUGUUAGCUUUUUACUUUGAAAUGAAUAUAUGAAGAAAUUGGGUCUUUCUAAAGAGAGGGUGACUAUUUCAUAUGGUUUUAUGGAUUUGCUUUUAUUUUAUCUUUAUUUCUGUUUUCUUAAGAAAAGAAAGCUUUCCAUUUGGCUCAGAUUUUGCAGAUUUGGAAAGUGCCCUUUGCAGUUCAUGGAAACAAGAUCUGACUCUGUGAAAGCAGAUUUACCGAUUUGUCUACUCAUGGCCAAUUAAGGAAAAUCUAAUCAAUUUAGGCCAAAUAAGGAUGGGUUCUAUUUUGUAUGGUUAAAUUCAACAUAGAGAUCCCAACUUAAAAGUAACACAUGGGAAAGGAGUUUCCCAGUUCCCCACAACCUUGCAGUAGGUCCAGACGAUUACAUGGUUCUUCUAAACAUUAAGAUUUGAAUUAUGAAGGUUUUUCCAAAAAUACAUCAGGUGACACCUUGUAUUUUCGUAUCAUAUUGGUUCGUGAUAUAUAUUUUCAUGAAAGGGCUAAUAUGAUGAUACCUAUGCUGAAGUACAAGACUUUGCGUUCCUAGAUUUUCGAACAGGAAUGGUCAGACAGAUCAGUGCAACCCCAUGGAUUAGGCUGUAGAUAUGCAAUUGCUGCAUGUGGUGUUUAAAAACGAUCCAAUGUCAGCAAUUUCAUAUGGUUUCAACCUAAUAUUUUUUAAGCCUCAAUAGACUUAAUAGUUUCAGUAUUUCAGCUUUUGAAAGUCUUUUGAAAAAUUUCCUUUGUCUGACAGAAUAAAGAUCUGCUAUUUUUUAACCUUUUAGUAUUGUACAUUGGUAUAUGUCAAAGAAUAAAUUAAUAAAAUUAAUAAAUGAAAAAGAUCCUUUAAUAUAUUAUUAUUGCCAUGUUAACGUGUAUCUGUGAUCCAGAAUAACUUCCGUUCAGAUCUCUAGUCACCCUAAUGAAAUGAAUGGAUAUUGAGAGUCAUUUUUUUCCCUGAACCUUAAGAUAAAAUAUGAAAAAUUGUUGCCAAAAUAGGGUCAUAUAUAUCUAGGUUCCAAUUUUAUAAUGAAUAUCUUAGGUAGCAAUUAAAAUGUAUUCACAUUCUUUGUUUUUCUAUUUAUUUAAAAGGGCACAAAGUUGGUAAGUAUUUCUGCAUCACAUAGGCUAUUAAAAUCAGGUGUUAUGUCCACACUGCACUAUAAAGGCCCUUCGGUACCUGGUGGAAGUAGAUAGGGAGCUGGACUAUGUGUUGAUCUGCCAAUGGCAAGAAUAAAAUGUUCGCAGUUCUAGAACUCGGAUUUUUUUAAAAUUAAAGUUCUAAACCACCAAAAAUGUAAACAAGAUAAGAGAUUGAUAUUAUGAAGAUAUAAGUUUAUUAAAGUUAUAUUUUAUGUUAAUUAUUUUUAGACAACUGAAGUCUUUAGGUAGAAAUCAUCUUUCAUUUUCAACAAACUGUGUGGUUAAAUUUGCAUAUGUAUUCA